Messenger RNA from Saimiri boliviensis boliviensis (Bolivian squirrel monkey), 2279 nucleotides. RefSeq names its product kelch like family member 28 (gene KLHL28). The record is from RefSeq and is a predicted model, not a curated record. NCBI's taxonomy places the organism in Eukaryota, Metazoa, Chordata, Mammalia, Primates, Cebidae. Gene Ontology annotation, molecular function: protein binding.
GGAAGUUGCCCGCCCCACCCGUAAGAGUUGGGGUUAGACCGGAGCUAGUGAGGAUCCAGCCCAGGUUCCAGUUGUCCGCGACUCCUCCUCCUGUCGCUGCCAGCGUGAUUACUGGGACUCAGGUAUUUUCCUUUUGCUGUCCUCCAGCGGUGCAGGCUUUGGCAGUGUUUUGCCUGAAUGCCACUGGUGCUAGAGUAAGAGGCAAAGGAAUGAACGGAGCAGGUGGAAAGAGAGGCGACAUCUUCUUGUGCAGGGCUCGUUACCCUUGUAAACGCGUUACUCUCUACAGCCCUGAGUAACAGCGAUCCUUUCCUCUUGCCACCUGCUUAUCAGGACAGAAGAUCCGGACCACGGCCAAGCUCACAAAUCGGAUGGACCACACAUCCCCAACCUACAUGCUUGCUAACUUAACCCACUUGCAUUCUGAACAACUUCUGCAGGGCUUGAAUAUUCUUCGCCAACAUCACGAACUCUGUGACAUCGUUCUUCGAGUAGGUGAUGUUAAAAUUCAUGCUCACAAAGUGGUACUUGCCAGCGUCAGCCCAUAUUUCAAAGCUAUGUUCACUGGAAACCUUUCUGAAAAAGAGAACAGUGAGGUUGAGUUUCAGUGCAUUGAUGAAACUGCUCUCCAGGCCAUUGUGGAGUAUGCCUACACAGGGACUGUUUUUAUUUCUCAGGACACAGUUGAAUCUCUCCUGCCAGCAGCAAACCUACUUCAGAUAAAACUUGUCCUGAAAGAAUGCUGUGCAUUUCUUGAAAGCCAACUUGAUCCUGGUAAUUGUAUUGGAAUUUCUCGUUUUGCAGAAACGUAUGGUUGCCAUGACCUUUAUUUGGCAGCCACUAAAUACAUAUGCCAGAAUUUUGAAGCUGUUUGCCAGACUGAAGAGUUUUUUGAGCUUACACAUGCUGACUUGGAUGAAAUUGUUUCCAAUGACUGUUUGAACGUAGCUACCGAAGAGACUGUUUUUUAUGCAUUAGAGUCUUGGAUCAAGUAUGACGUACAAGAACGCCAGAAAUACUUAGCACAAUUACUAAACAGUGUACGAUUACCAUUGUUGAGUGUUAAGUUUCUCACUAGACUGUAUGAAGCAAAUCAUCUUAUACGUGAUGAUCGCACUUGUAAACAUCUUUUGAAUGAAGCUCUAAAGUACCACUUUAUGCCUGAACAUAGAUUGUCUCAUCAGACAGUCUUGAUGACACGACCUCGCUGUGCUCCCAAAGUACUUUGUGCAGUAGGAGGGAAAUCUGGACUCUUUGCCUGUUUGGAUAGUGUGGAGAUGUACUUUCCUCAAAAUGACUCUUGGAUUGGUUUGGCACCCCUAAACAUUCCUCGCUAUGAAUUUGGAAUAUGCGUUUUAGACCAAAAAGUAUAUGUUAUAGGUGGUAUUGAAACUAAUGUGCGUCCUGGCGUCACUAUCAGAAAACAUGAAAAUUCAGUAGAAUGCUGGAAUCCUGAUACAAAUACUUGGACUUCUCUAGAGAGAAUGAAUGAAAGCCGAAGUACUCUCGGAGUAGUAGUACUUGCAGGAGAACUGUAUGCAUUAGGUGGUUAUGAUGGACAAUCUUAUUUACAAUCUGUAGAGAAAUAUAUUCCCAAAAUAAGAAAAUGGCAACCUGUGGCACCAAUGACUACAACAAGAAGUUGUUUUGCUGCAGCUGUAUUGGAUGGAAUGAUAUAUGCCAUUGGUGGGUAUGGUCCUGCCCACAUGAACAGUGUGGAGCGUUAUGAUCCAAGUAAGGACUCCUGGGAGAUGGUUGCAUCCAUGGCAGAUAAAAGGAUUCACUUUGGCGUGGGUGUCAUGCUAGGCUUUAUUUUUGUGGUGGGUGGACAUAAUGGAGUCUCACAUUUGUCAAGCAUUGAAAGAUAUGAUCCUCAUCAAAAUCAGUGGACUGUGUGUAGACCGAUGAAAGAACCUAGAACAGGAGUUGGUGCUGCUGUAAUCGAUAACUACCUUUACGUAGUCGGUGGUCACUCAGGGUCUUCCUAUCUGAAUACAGUGCAGAAAUACGAUCCUAUCUCAGAUACAUGGCUGGAUGCAGCUGGCAUGAUAUACUGUCGCUGCAACUUUGGGUUAACUGCACUUUGACAAGUGUGAACUCUUGGAAAUAGUAUGGUGGUGAAAUUUGUACUGCAUGAACGGAUGGCCCAGUUUUCUGAAACCCACAAGCUGCAUUGCUUUCUUUUUAACUUGAAGUAGCAUGAAGACUCCAAGUUUUGCUGGGUACUUUUAAUUGACAAGUAGUUUUGGUUGCUCUUGAUUACACAGUAAACCGAUAAU